AUGCUGCUAUUACGUACUACUUUGCGAGGUGUCCAUUUGAGGUCACCAGCGGCUUUUUCUUCUUCCAUUUUUAUAAGAAGUUUCGGGACGUCUUCACUUUUGAAAUUUCCUAGAAAGACUAGAAUCACGCAGGAGAUCUCAGCAGAAGAAGUCAAACGAUAUGAAGAACAGCAACAUCAACAAGGAAAUAAUGCUAAGGACUUUUACUACCGAACGAACCCUCUGCUGGAUGCUGGAGAGUACAGAAAUGAACCUUCACUGUUCCAUACUAUAUUCAAUAUUCCACCCAAUGAGAAUGGGUUGAUUACCCCUGAAGAUGGCAUUUAUGAUAUCUUGAAAGAGCCUACUUUGGUUAUUGAGAGACAGAUCGAGAUAGCGAAUGUCAUUUUAGGCUUUGAACAGGCCAACCGGUACAAGAUCAUGAACUCCACGGGAGAACAAAUAGGGUAUAUGCAAGAGAAAGAUUUGGGAAUAUUGAAAGUAAUAGGUAGACAGUUCUUCAGGUUGCAUCGGCCAUUUGAUAUUGACGUCUUUAAUAACUAUGGUGACUUGUUAUUGACGAUUAAAAGACCUUUUUCGUUCAUCAAUUCUCACAUCAAGUGUUUUCUUCCAGGAUACGAUACUGAUAACAGUCUCAUUUUCGAGAAAAUCGGUGAGUCUAUCCAGUCGUGGCACUUAUGGAGAAGAAGAUACAACUUGUUUAAGUUAGAAGACGAAGUAACGGAUGAUUUCAACCAGUUCGGGGCUAUUGACGCACCUUUCCUCUCGUUUGAUUUCCCUGUGAAAAACCAAAACGGUGAUGUCAUAGCCUCUGUAGAUCGUAACUGGGUAGGGUUAGGCAGAGAACUAUUCACUGAUACUGGUGUUUAUAUCGUGCGAAUGGAUCCUGCUUCCUUUGCAGGAAUGGGUGAGUUGUAUCCUACUGUAGCUGGACCCUUGACCCUUGACCAAAGAGCUAUAUUGCUAGGAAAUGCUGUCAGUAUAGAUUUCGACUACUUUUCAAGACACAGCCGUGGACCAGGAGGAGGUUUCUUAUCAUUUGGAGGAGGAGAAUAA
Messenger RNA from Scheffersomyces stipitis CBS 6054, 1056 nucleotides. RefSeq lists its product as uncharacterized. Gene Ontology annotation, cellular component: plasma membrane. Bases 1 to 1056 code for a protein of 351 amino acids. The record is from RefSeq and is a predicted model, not a curated record. Gene Ontology annotation, biological process: plasma membrane phospholipid scrambling. Gene Ontology annotation, molecular function: phospholipid scramblase activity. Lineage: Eukaryota; Fungi; Ascomycota; Pichiomycetes; Serinales; Debaryomycetaceae. The transcript has a single exon.